Molecule: messenger RNA, 1608 nt
Organism: Lodderomyces orthopsilosis Co 90-125
Lineage: Eukaryota; Fungi; Ascomycota; Pichiomycetes; Serinales; Debaryomycetaceae
Gene: MNT3
Product: Mnt3p
Exons: 1
Coding region: 1-1608 (535 amino acids)
Biological process (GO): cell wall mannoprotein biosynthetic process; protein N-linked glycosylation
Cellular component (GO): membrane; Golgi apparatus
Molecular function (GO): alpha-1,2-mannosyltransferase activity
Source: RefSeq, a predicted model, not a curated record
AUGUCUUUUAAUAAGUUGAAGGCUCUUCUACUUCGAACCAGAAAGAGCUCCACUGUUCUACUAUCUACAAUUUUAUUCCUAUCUGUAAUACUAUUAUUCAAAGACAAUUUACUACCGAAUAAUGAUCCCUAUUGGAUAAACUUUAGAAUCACCAAACCACCAAAUGAGGAAUCGUUAGAAGAGCUCAGCGAUCAGCGAUUGGAUACAAAGAUUGACUCUCCAUUUCAGUACGGUUGUGCUAUCCCUAACACCGAUCAACCUCGAGCCAAUGCUGCAUUUAUUAUGCUAUGUCGAAACCUGGAAAUUAAAGGUGUCAUAUCAAGUAUGAAAUCAAUGGAACGACAUUUCAAUCAAUGGUAUAAUUACCCAUGGUUGUUUCUUAACAAUGAAGAGUUUUCCACUGAGUUUAAAGAUGCAGUAUCAAAUCAAACAAAUGCUAAAGUUUCAUUUGGUAAAAUAGCCAUGGAAGAUUGGGAGUUUUCUAAGGAUAUACCUGAAGCUGAAUUGAAUGAAUGGAUCGAGUCUCAGGGAGAUCGUGAAUUACUUUAUGGUAAUUUGAAAAGUUAUCAUAAAAUGUGUCGUUUCUACUCAGGUAAAUUUUACCUACAUCCAUUAGUUAGUAAAUUGGAUUGGUAUUGGAGAGUUGAACCAAAUGUUGAAUUUUAUUGUGAUUUAACGUAUGAUCCAUUUAUUGAGAUGGAAAAGAGGGGGAAAAAAUAUGGAUUUAAUGUAAUGUUGUUUGAUUUGUACUAUUCCAUUCCAGGUUUAUUCCGUCAUGUUCAAACAUUCAUCAAAAAGCAUGGCAUUAAAGUGAAAAGCAGUUGGAAACUAUUUGUCUUGAGUUCGAAAUGGCUCGAUGGCGAAGAUAAAUUGGGUGUUUACGAUGGAAUCCACAAUUCGCAUGAUUUGGUGGUUGAAAUUCAAGAUCAAAUAUACUUGCAAAAAUUCAUUCAUGAAGUUAAAGGUAAGACCGAAGAUGUGUUCACAAAGAAUCCCUAUUUGACACGAAGAAUACUUCAAAGAAGUAAACAGAUGCCCAAAUUGCAUGAAGAUAGAACCGAUAAAGAAGAUUACAAUCUAUGUCAUUUUUGGUCCAAUUUUGAAAUUGCACGAGUUGAUUUAUUUACAUCACCUGAAUACCAACAAUUUUAUCAACAUCUUGAAUCGGCUGGGGGGGUUUAUAAAAAAAGAAGGGGUGACGCACCAGUUCAUUCAUUGGCAAUUGGUAUGUUUUUGGAUCUAAAUGAAGUUCAUUAUUUCAGAGAUAUAGGAUAUCGACAUGAAAUAUUUGUUCAUUGUCCAGCUAAUGCACCAGAACGACAACUGGAGUAUUCGCCAAACCCUAAUUAUGUUGCAUUUACUAGUGGCGCAGAGGAACUUGCUUUCCCUGACAAGCCCAGAUAUAAUGGUGUUGGGUGUAGAUGCAGAUGUCCAAAGGAAUAUAAGGAUAUUGAAAAUACUGAUUGCAUGAAGAAAUGGCAAAUGUACACACAGGAUGAUUAUAAGGAUCCAGAACCGGUUAAUUUUGAAUCAUGGAAUAAACGGUUAACGAGAAAGAUCAAGCAUCAUUUGAUAGCAGGAGGAAGUAUGGAGGAGGAUUUAGUAUAG